Messenger RNA from Monoraphidium neglectum, 315 nucleotides. RefSeq lists its product as hypothetical. The transcript has a single exon. The annotation marks the transcript as partial. The record is from RefSeq and is a predicted model, not a curated record. NCBI's taxonomy places the organism in Eukaryota, Viridiplantae, Chlorophyta, Chlorophyceae, Sphaeropleales, Selenastraceae.
CCCGUUUGCAAACAGCGGGGGCGCCAGCGUCAGCUUCGCCGCAGCGGCGCCGCCGCCCCCGCUCGCGUCGUCGUCGCUGCUGCAGCGGAGCGGCAGCUUCGGCGGUCCCCGGGCGAGCACGUUCGGAACGGGCGGCCUGGGCGGGGCCGGCGGCGGCGUCGGGUCGCUGCUGGCGGGCGGAAGCCUGAUCGGCGGGCUUGGUGGCGGCGUGGCGCAGAGGGCGAGCCAGGUGCUGCAGCGGGGCCCCGGGCUGUCAAACUUGGGCAGCAGCCUGCGGGCCGACGGCGUGCUGAGCGCGCGCACGUGACGAAGCGG